AUGAAUAAGUACGAACAAAUAGGAGCUCAAGAACUUCUGUCAAUGUUGAAUGAUGAAGAAUUAAUGUCAGUUAAAGAUACUGUUACAAAAUCCAUGAUGCCAGCAAAUUCUCGUUCAGAAGCUAUAGAUGCUUGUCUGAAAUGCUCACAAUCAGCAAUGCAAUUAUUAAGACGAAAAAAAAUUCGACGAGAUAUUCUAAUGCAAUACUUAGCUAGAAAAACUAUACCUGUUGUUGCAGGUACCGAUAAGGUCCGACUAAUCAAACAAAUAAUUGAAUUUUGGAAUACUGGAUCUCAAACUGUAACAACAAAUGUAUCACAACAAAUAACAACAAUUCCGAGUAUUGAUCAAUUAUCACAUCAAUUUACUGAAUGGUUUUAUACAUCGUGGAAUACUCUUACAACAUUUACAUCUGAUCAUUUCUUUCCCGAUUGUCAAUUAACUCUUAUACAUGAAAAUCAACGUCGAAUAUUAGGUUCAUAUUAUGUAUGUGAACUUCUUCGUUCUUAUGUUACUAAUCAAGAAUUACGUUUUUGUCCAAAUAUACAAUCAAAUAAAGCUGAAGAAUCAAAACAUGGUUUAGUACUUUUACAGAUUCAUGGUACAAUACAUCAACGUGGUACAUGCGUUGGAAUAUUUGAUCAAGCAUUUGGUUUGAUACGUGAUCCAACACGUUCUAAUAAUUAUUUAAUCAAAUUUUGUUUUCUUAAUAUGCAAACACAACAGUCUCAUCAACAACAAUUAUUAUCAACAAAUCUACCGACACCAACUUAUCUUAUUGAUAUAAUGCAAAAUUAUGAUCAAACAAUACAACAACAAAUUGAUUCAACUGAUUAUAUUAUUGACGACGAUGGUGAUGAUGAUAGUGAUUAA
Molecule: messenger RNA, 873 nt
Organism: Rotaria sp. Silwood2
Lineage: Eukaryota; Metazoa; Rotifera; Eurotatoria; Philodinida; Philodinidae
Source: the annotation of a GenBank genome assembly